UGAUUAUGUGUUGGUUUGGUUCGUAAAUUUUGCACGCGGUACUCUUUAGUAGAGAUGUUCGUAAAUAUUAAAUGAGUAUUCAGUGAAUAUUUCGCAGAAAUUACGUCAGAAGCGAAAGAAGAAGUUGCGAAGAAGUAAAUUCCGACGGAAUGGUUAAAGUAAACGGUAGUGAUUCAGCGAUUCUUCGGUGAUUUUUUUUUCUGGAUACGAUUGUGUGGGAAAGUACUGUAAGCACGCCAAACAUGUGUUCGGGUGUCGCCUCUUCUUUGGCUACUGGUGGUGAAGACGACGAAUGAUAUUUCGAGAAUAUUGGAGCCGUUUCCACUGGAGAGAAGAGUGCAAAACAAUAACGCAUCCAAUUGACUGACCCCUCGGCUAUACGAUCUAUAGAGCUGAACAAUCCUCAUCGCCACGACGAGCUACAAUCUCCGAUUUAGAGUUGCUAGUUUACUUAAUAAAUCUAUUUCUUUUUAGUUCUUAGUGUUUAGUGUAUAGCUUCGCAGAGCGAACUAUUAAGUUUUAAGUAGCCUACGGGAACCGAAACAACAACAAAAAACUGCAAAAUGGCCAAAUUCAGUGGUAAAAAAUGCCGCCUGCUGACGGUGAUGACACUGACGGUGUUCUUCUUCUUCGUCGAAAUCGUCGUCGGAUAUCUCACCAACUCGAUGGCCCUGGUGGCCGACAGUUUUCACAUGCUGGGUGACAUUGCCGCCCUUGUGAUCUCUUUCCUAUCAAUUAAGAUGUCACCAAAGAAAUGGUCCAAAAACACGUUCGGCUGGGCCAGAGCGGAAGUGCUCGGAGCGCUGGUCAAUGCAGUAUUCCUGGUAGCGCUUUGCUUUAGUAUAACGAUAGAAGCCUGUAAAAGAUUUAUUGAAGUGGAACACAUACACGAACCAGAGUUGCUGAUCUGGGUUGGUGUCAUUGGACUGCUAGUCAACCUAUUUGGACUGGUUUUGCUGCACAAACACGGAGGCGGCCACAUGCAUUCGCACGGUGGUAUGUCCCAUCCGCACGCCCUGGGCUCGCAUAACAAUCUAACCCAUGUGGCCAAUUCGGAUGACAAUGAAAAUAAAUCAUUCAUGUAUCAGAAUGGCAAUCCUCCACCCAAGAAGACUUCCCACCACGGUCACUCGCACGAUUCGACCCAGAUGAACAUGCGUGGUGCAUUCCUGCACGUGCUCAGCGACGCUCUCGGCAGUGUGAUUGUGAUAAUUAGUGCGCUUAUCGUCCGUUUCACCGACUGGGAGUACAAACUGUACAUGGACCCGGCGCUGUCGAUUCUGCUGGUGAUAUUGAUUCUGAACUCGGUGUGGCCGCUGCUACGCGAAUCGGCCCUGAUUCUGCUGCAAACCGUGCCGACCCACAUUCAGGUCGAUGCCAUCCAGCGCCGGCUGCUGGAGAAGGUGGACGGCGUCCUGGCGGUGCACGAGUUUCACGUGUGGCAACUGGCUGGCGAUAGGAUUAUCGCGUCCGCCCACAUCCGCUGUCGGAAUCUGUCCGAGUACAUGAAGAUUGCCGAAAAGGUGAAGGAAUUUUUCCACAACGAAGGCAUCCACUCGACCACGAUUCAGCCGGAGUUUGUCGAAAUUGAAGCGAUCAACAGCUACUCGGGCUCCGAUGGAAUCUCGAAUAGCUUGAACGGUAGUGCUACACAGGAUGGCUGUGCUCUAGACUGCCCUACUACUGACGAAAGUAAUUGUAUCAAAGCUACAUGCUGCCAAAACAACAAUACCAUUAAGAACCAACCAUCGUCACCAACACCUUCACCAUUUUUGUGUCGCCAAAGAAACUCCAGAAGUGGGAACGAUGUCGAAUCAGGAUCCCUAUUGGACCAAGCCAAUCAGACAUCGUCCUCAGUUGACGUGGACGGCAACGGUCUGCCAAAGUUGACCGUCUGACAGCCGACGACCGGUCCUCAGCAUUCAACUCGUACUUUCCCUCGUUCUUCUUCUCCAUCCGCGUGUUAUGGUUCACCAAACACCCCGUACUCUACCCAUCAACAUCAGCGUCCGUUGUCGUUUUCGUCGUCGUCGUCGUCCACGUCGUUGUCGUUUCUGAAGCAGAAAACCAACAACGCUAGCAGUAAUUUGUGUAAGCAUCCACUUUCGCCACUUGCAGGCUAUGAUGGGCGACGUAUAAUAUUUAAUCUAAGCUCUAGUAAUCUUAAUGUCGACGGUGGUGGUGGCAGCAUCUGUGGCCGCGAGUCCGACCACGUGGGCCACCCGAUCAGUGUCAGUAGUGCUAAUGUUAGUGGUAAUAGUAAGUUAAACCGAACGCCAAACAAACACGCCGCUAUGCUGCUGGGGGGAACUUCGUCGCUGACUUCGUCCCUGGCAUCGAUCUGCUCACUGUCCGGGACGGACGGUGGCGGCGGCAGAGGAGGUGGAGAUUGUUCCGCGAAUCGGACCGGUGGCGCUAGUCUGUCCCGCGGACGGCACUACAGCUUACAGGCGGCAUCCAGUAGCCUGCUGGAGAGCUACGUCAACGGGUCCGAUUCGCCCCUGCGGAAUCUGUACUGUCAGUGCAAGCACCAUGCUGCGGAGUGAGACAAACACCUUUAUACAUACUGGUAGGGAUUAUUAUAGUAUUUUUUUUUGUCUGAGAACCAAUUUGAACUAGACUCUUGAGUGCGAUUUUACAGGAGCAUGUAGAUCGUUUAUGCAAGAUUGAGUUCUUAUGUUGUAUUUUUUUUUUGUUUCUUGAGAGCAAACAAUUAAGGCUAGUUUGUUGGUAGAUAACAAAGAUUUUUAUAUGAGAAAUAAACACAAAGUAUUUUAUGUCCUAGUACAAUUGAUACUGAAACUCUAAGAGAAUACGUUGACGUGCAAUCG
Messenger RNA from Ochlerotatus camptorhynchus, 2831 nucleotides. It is a transcript of the gene ZnT63C, whose product is annotated as zinc transporter 63C. NCBI's taxonomy places the organism in Eukaryota, Metazoa, Arthropoda, Insecta, Diptera, Culicidae. Gene Ontology annotation, biological process: detoxification of zinc ion; intracellular zinc ion homeostasis; zinc ion transmembrane transport. The record is from RefSeq and is a predicted model, not a curated record. The transcript has 10 exons. Gene Ontology annotation, molecular function: zinc ion transmembrane transporter activity. The coding region runs from base 564 to 1898 and encodes 444 amino acids. Gene Ontology annotation, cellular component: membrane.